This is a messenger RNA of Arabidopsis thaliana (thale cress), 1906 nucleotides long. RefSeq lists its product as uncharacterized. NCBI's taxonomy places the organism in Eukaryota, Viridiplantae, Streptophyta, Magnoliopsida, Brassicales, Brassicaceae. The transcript is spliced from 4 exons. Bases 723 to 1433 code for a protein of 236 amino acids. The record is from RefSeq and is marked reviewed.
UUUUGAUUAGCUAAUUAUAAACUUAAUUAAAAACUCCAUUGAAAAAAGAAAAACAAUAAUAAAAAGAAGACCAAUUUUCAAUUUGUUUUCGGCGACAUUACAAUCCAAAAGACAUUCUUGUGUGUUGUGUUUCUUUAUUUUUAGUAUUAAAAAAAACCAGAUUUAAUCGGGACACGAACAAAAGAGAAAAGAAAAAUCAAAAUUUUUGACCUUUAUGAACCCUAAUUUUGGGUUGGUCACUCUCUCUCUCUCUCUUUCCUUUCCCAAAAUUGGAUUCAAAGUUCUUUCUUUUUGUCUUCCUCGUACAUCACAGCAUCAAGGGUUUUCGACAUUACCAGCUAUUAUGCUUGAAUUCGUGAGUUUUUUAAAGGUUUCUUCUGGGGUUGUUUGUUUGUUGUCUGAAGAAUUUCUCUGUUUCCUUCUCGACUUUCGUUAUAAAGUUGAAAUCUUUGAUGUAUUAGAGGUCUUCUUUCUAGAUUCUGGGUUUCAUAAAUAGGUAUAUUUAUGUUGCAUUCGUUCUUUGAAUUGGAGAAAAUAUAAAUAAAGUUCGAAGCUUUUUCUCGUUUAGCUUGUUCCAGAAAUUAGAGGAUUUACGAAAUAUGAUUUUAAGGAGGACGCAAGGAGUUAAAAGAGCAAGUCUUUUGAGUUGAGGAAGCUUCUGUAGAGGAUUAUUAUUUCAGGGGAAAUUUAAGGGUUUGAUCAGCUUUUGUGUGUUGUGCGGGAUGGAUCAAAUUGUUUCAGGAGAAGAAGAAGAUCUUGAUGUAGAUAUUGAAGAUGGUAGAUUCAAUGAGACACAAGAGAUAACGACGAAUCUUGUUUCAGCGGAAGGGGAUUCAGAGAAUGUUUUGAAUCAUGUUUGGAGUGGACGUUUGAGUUUUGAUGGGUCUGAAAAGAGUGCUGAUGAUCUAGUAGACCCUUUAAUGGGAGAGGGAAAGCGGAGAGAAAGAAGCAGUCAAAGUUUGGAUCUUUCGGAUAUGAAGUUUGAUAAUGAUAAGUUUAAGAAGACGAGAAAACCUUCAAAGCCACCGAGGCCUCCAAAAGGUCCGUUACUGAGUGCUAAUGACCAGAAGUUGAUGAGGGAAAUCACGGAGCUUGCUAUGAGAAAGCGUGCUCGGAUUGAACGGAUGAAAACACUCAGAAGAUUGAAAGCAGCAAAGUCCUCGUCUCCCUGCAGUAGCAUUUUCGCCAUGAUAGUGACGGUUAUAUUCUUCGUCUUCUUAAUCUUUCAAGGGUUCUUCACAAGCAAUGCGAGUUUGAAUUCUGACAAUUCACCUGCACCAAAUAAUUCAGCUAAUAACCGUAUGGUCUCUGUUCAGUUCUACAAUGAGUUUGCUCCUCGUGAGAGAAUCGAUCCCAGCCCUACUACUUCUUUCAGGUAUAAGAGAGUCUCAGGUGCAGACAAUGAAGAAAACACAAGAGAAGUUACCAGAUGAGUUUCUUCUCUUUGGAUUCUUGUAAAAUGUAACCAAAAACACUACUUAUGUUUUUGUUUGUUCGUAAAUUCUUGACAUCACUCUAUUGUUCCUUUGAUCUGUUUGUGUUCACAUGUUUGUCUCUCUGUUACUCUUCUUGUAAAUAUUCUUAUGGAUGAAUCUGCUCAUUUUUUUGUCCUUAGCUUCGAGGUUAGGUUUGUACAGCGACUGACUCUUAUGACCUAAACAAUGAUGCUGAUGGUGAUUGAUGAUGAUGGCUAGGCUUUCAUUGAUUGUUUCAUGCUUUUUAUAGGCAUCAUUAUCUGAAGAAAUUAAGGGAAAAGAUAAUGAUUAUUGAUGAUUGAUAAUGAUGAUGAUGCUCACAUCACAUCUUUGAUUGAUCUUUCAUGUUUUAAAGGCAAAGAAAAUCAACAUUAUAAGCAAAAGAAUAUCAAGAUAGGUUUGUGAUAUUAUGUGACUAAUCAAAGAUCCGA